Volvox carteri f. nagariensis is the source of this 5181-nucleotide messenger RNA. RefSeq lists its product as uncharacterized. Bases 1 to 5181 code for a protein of 1726 amino acids. The record is from RefSeq and is a predicted model, not a curated record. Lineage: Eukaryota; Viridiplantae; Chlorophyta; Chlorophyceae; Chlamydomonadales; Volvocaceae. The transcript has 13 exons.
AUGCUACUCCGCAAGAAAUGUACCGGGCACAGCUUUUUGCUCGCCUUCACCGGUGCAUUCAGCCGGCUGUUGGAGCUGUUUAAUUCCAAAGGGGAUACCUACCAAGAUGCGCGCCUCAGACGGGGUAUUCGUCGUGUGUUAGACCUGCAGUUCAAAGGCAUUAACGCAGGCUUUCAACUUCAAUGCACGAACUGCAACACGCGCGAGACAACAAAUAAUUAUGACCCUGUCUACCUCACCAGCCUCGUGGACACAUCCGUCUCCCCGCCAGUCGCACUCGUACGGCUCUGGCACAACCUUGACUUCCUCUGUGCAGACUGCCGAAACGGAUUGACCGCACACGCCAACGGGACCACAGCAGCAGCAGCAGUAGCAGCUGAUGCUGCUGGAGCCGCCGAGGCGGUGGCCGCCGCCGCCGCCCUGCCGCCCACCCCCACCGCCUCCGGCGGUGUAGUCCCCAUGCGGCCCCGCCCGCCCACCUGCCCUCCUCCCACACGGGCAGCCACGGCGAAGGACAGGACCACCACCAUUACUACCACCACCGCCGCCGCUGGCGGCGGCGGCGGUGCUGGUGUUGGUGGAGGUGUUGGCACCUCCAAAGCUAUCAAGUCGCCGCCGCGGCCGGAGAGAGCUCAGACCCGUAGGACUACUUCCACUCCGGGUCCUGCCGUGCUGGCGUCAGGACCAGGGGUGAAGGGGGGCCUGACGGAGGCGGGGGCAAGUAGGGACAACGCUGCUGCUGCGGCGGCGGCGGCGGGAGUGUCGCUGCCGGAGCGAGAAGCAGCGCAGUCCCGGAGCCAGACACACGGAGCUGACGGAGGCGGAACGGGCCCCGUGGGUGCUGCAGCCGGGGGGGAGGUAGGCCCCGACGGCGAGAGAGCUGCAGUUGCAGCUACUGCCAGCGGCAGCGCCGGGGCCAUUACAGCGGCAGCACGGGAUCAUUAUCAUCAGCAGCAGCGUGUGGCUGAUUCCUGCAGCGGUGGCGUGUUGCUGCAGGAGUACUUUGAAGCUCGCAGCAGUCCGGUGAAGGGCAAAACAUUGUACGCGGCGCGUGUGGACGUCACGUACACGCGGCGUUUUCUCUUAUUCUGUCCCCCUCCACCGCGGCAUCAGAACUACCUCCUCACCUUGCCCUCGGCGGCCGCCUCCGCCAGUGGCGACGUGGCGGCUGCCGUACGAGCCGUCGAACCUACCACAGCAGCAGCGACGGCGGCUAAUGACGGAGCGGGCGGUAGCGCUCCUGCUGUUACCGUCCCACCUGAGGCGGCAGCAGCAGCACCAGCUGCGAGGCCCAGUCCAUCACAUCUGUUAAAUAGCGCGAAAAGCGCCGCCGCGGCCGCAGAGCGGUUUAGUGCUGAGUUGCCGGCUGCGGAGGUGGAACGGCUCCGGAACCUGAACUUUGCAGUUCCGGGUGCGGCGCUGCAGACGCUGUCGCAUGCGUUGCUGGCUAUCGCGGACUGGGUGCUGUCGCCGCAGUUCCUGGAGUUCCCAGACGCGGCUGCGGCAGCGGCGGCGGCGGCGGCUCUCAAGGGCGGCAGCGCCGCCGCUGCCCCCGCCGCUGCCCCGGGUCCCAGCAGCACCCCUGGCGGGAUGGCCCAGAGGCGCAGCAGUAGCAUCGCCGGCCCAGCUGCCCCAGCCCCAGUCGCCGGUAACCCCUCCUUGGCCGUCGCCGCACAGCUGCGGCCCUGGGCCUUUGCCGUACGCGAGAAUGAAGACGUACAGUCAUACGGCAACUGCCUGCGUCCUUCGCUGCUGUGUUUGGGCGGGCGCGAUAUGGGAAAGCCGCCGACGUCGCUUCUGGAGGUGUUGAACACGCCACCGCUGCGGUUCAGCGUGGCGAUGGAGGUGCUGGGUCAGAAAGACUUAUCGCUGGGGGCGGUUGUGGGUGCAGUGGCUCGUACAUUGAGUACCGCCAGGGGCGGUGGGUUCAAAAUGAGGCCCGGAUUCGUGCUGCCCCUGCAGCGGCUGGCUGCGCUGCUGAAGAGGCGCAACAAGCGGACGCAGGGCGGGCCGUGGAAGUUGGCCCCCGGGCAACUUCACGCCCGACUGGGCGAACUGCUGGAAGGGGAUGUCACCUACAACAGCCGAAACACACAGCUGUUUCAGCAACAGCAACAGCACCAAGGGGCUGAUGCGGCUGGGGUUGGUGGGGGCGGCCUCAGUGGCAGCCAACAUGCAGGGCCAACAACAACAACAGCAGCAGCAGCUCACCCCGUGGAUGCUUUCCUGCGCGACCUCGGGGCGACACGGUUUCAGGUGUUGGAGGCCCUACGGCUGGAUGAUGUGGACGCCAAUGUUGGCUUCUGUGUGCAGUGCGGCGUUGUGGGCCAGAUGGUGGUGGCUUGCGACUCCUGUGUGGAUUCGUACUGCUGUUCCUGCCUGGGGGGUGUCGAUCCGGAGGACCUGGAUGACAACUGGAGGUGCAGAUACUGCCAGGCGAUGUUCAGCGCCACCAACGCCAACGCCGCGGGUGGCAAAGCCCGGGGGGCCACCGCGGGUGGCGCUGCAUGUCUCUUUGGGGCCGGGCCCCCGGGGCCCCGGGGCGGCCCCUCUCAGGGGCAGCAGGUCCCACACGACGCUGCGACGGGUCAACCUCCACAUUCACUCGUGAAGAAGGAGCUGGACGGUGCGGCGUCCGAUCCAGACGACGACGACGAUGGCGUUGAUGACGACAUUGGCGAUGUGGUGGUUACGGGUGAAGUUCUCUGUCGCGUGGACGACACGAGUGGGACGACGCUGAGCUCCGCUGAAUACGUCGAGGACGGUGAGGUGGGGGAGGGAACGGGGGUGGUGGAGGCGACGGCGGCGGCGGCGAGACGGGACAGCGCCAAUGCAGUCGCUGCCGGCGACGGCGGCAAGGGUGGCAGCCGACCCGAUGCCAAGCGCCCGCGCGACUCGACAGGCGAGCGGGAUCAGCAGCUGCCGGAGACGGCCGCCGCCUCCGAUGCGGCGGCAGCAGCAGGGGCGGCGCAGAUUCGCAAAGCGGCUCGGCUGUCGACGGCGGCGGCGAGAGGCCUGGCCCAGCAGCAGGGGGAAAGCGUUCCAGGUGCGGCGAAGGCGGAUGCGGAGGUGGAGCUGGAGGUGGUGCAUGAUGACGAUCAGGAUAAAGCUGUGGAAGAUGGCGGGGCUGAGGCCGUGGGGCAAAGGCGCGUCGGUGUAAAGCGCCACCGUAGCAUCAACCCCGGCGAAGGCGAAGGCGAUGGUGUCGUGGACUUGGCUGACGGGCAAGGGACGCAGCGCACGGCCCAGCGUCGUAAGCGCCAUGAUAGCGGCAAGGGGAUGGCAGAAGGGGAUGGUGCUGGCGGGCGGCUGCAGGGGGCGGGAAUUGCGCGCCAGGGCUUGGUCGGCGCAGCCAAAGGCGGCGUAGGCGCCGCCGACGUCGAGAUGGUGGACGUGGGGGGGGCGGAGGCGGAGGCCGCGGAGGCCGCUCGACGCCGCCAGGGGAGUGAGGACGACGACUAUCGAUCUGCUGCAUCUGAGCCAAGUGGAUCUCCACCAUCCCCCGACGUCGCCGUCAGAGCCGCGGCCGCCGCCAAAGGCCAGCACCAGUCCUUGACCGCAGCUGGCGAUCUUUUCGGACCUUCCGCCGCAGCGGGACAACCCCGAGCACGAGCAGCACCCGCGGCGGAAGCGGCCGGCAGCGGGAGCGACGGCGACGGCGACGGCGAGUUGUCCGAUGUCAGUGAUGCUGAGGUGGCGGAGGGAACUGGCCCUCGCCGGGGGCGAGCUGCUGGUCGGCGACUGCAGGACGGGGAUUAUGAGCCCAGUAGUGAGAACUCCGAAGAAGGCGGCGAGGAUGAUGCCAUUGACAACAGCAGCAGCGGCGACGGCGAGGAGGAGGCGGAGGUAGAGGAGGAGGAGUCGCCGGCGUCGCGGCAGGCCCCCCAGCGGCAAUCGACACGAACAGCAGAGCUGGCGGCGAGGCGUGCCGCCACCAGCACAGCGCCGGCUGGGGACGCCAGCGCUGGCGGGGAUACUGAGGGCACGGAUGCGGAGUCUACGGGGAGUGAUGACAGCAGCAACGGCAGCGACGUCGAAGUGGUGGGGUCGACAGGCAGCAUCCCCAUGGACGACACGGACGCUGCUGCGGCGCUGAUGAUGCUCAACACCAAUAAAGACGCCGCCAACGAUGGGGCCGCUUCCAAGCCGAAUGCAGCGCCGGCGGCGGCAGCGACGCAGCAGCAACAGCAGCAGGGAGUAACCGCCGACAUAACAGCGCAAGGUACGGGAGCAGAUGCACAGGCUGCUGCUGCGCCGCUCCCGCCGCUGCCGCAGCCGGCGGCGACUGAAGCGGCAACCGUGAAGCCGCCGCCGCCGCCGCCACGCAGCGAUGAGCGCGCAGCAGAAACAACACAACCUGCAGCAACGGCUGCGGCAACGGCAGCCGCAGCACCCACGCCGGCAGCGGCAGCAGCAUCUGCACCUGCACCUGUAGCAGACGGCGGCACCUCCGUUGCCCAUAAAGAAAUCCCUGACGCCGCAGGCAUUUCACCCUCCCCUGCGGCAGAGGUGGAGGCGGCAGCGCAGCCAUCUCCAACUCAGCCGUCUCCGCAGCGGCGAGCUCCACGCUCGCCGCCGCCGCCGCCGGCACAGCUGCAGGGCCUCCAAGCUGCUACAGCGCCGAACGGCCUGGCGGCGGGAGCUGCUGCACCCCCUCCCGUGGCAAACCUUGCGCAGCAGAGCGCUGCGGCAGCUGCUACCACUGCCUCCGGCCGCGGUGUGAAGGCGAUGCCCACGGCGGAGGUUGGUUGCUCCGCUACAGCAGCGGCAGCGGCAGUGGCGGCAACGCCUCGACGGCCCUCCGGGCCCUUUGCAGAGGGGCAGCCAUUCAGCAAGAAGGAGGCGACCAAGGCGGGCUGCAGGGUGUUUGAGUACGCGGCUGAGAGAGGCGUGGAUCCCUCGUUACUGGCCCAGUGGACGGCGGCGCUGGCACAUGUGCUGGAGUGGUACGACACGGACACGGAGCUGCAAGGAACGCUCAAGGCCUGUCUCAACGGCUUGGCGUUGUCGGCCACACACGCCGUGCAGCUGGCCAAUCUGGAGGACAUGGUCCGCUCCAUCACCAAGCUGCUGCAAAACGCCUCGAGGGAGGUUGCAGCCGCCGCAGCCGCCGCAGCCGCCCCCUCGGCGCCUGAUGACGCGGCGAAAGCAGCGACGACGGCAGGACAAUUCACCAGCUGA